CUCUUGAAAGAGAACAAGGCAUUGGAGUGGUCGGAUCUGUGCCAAGAAGCAUUCGAGGCCUUGAAGGAAGCAGUGACGAAGGAGCCUCGUGCUCGUGCUCCCUAAUCUGACGUUGACCUACAAGCUGCAUACCGAUGCAUCCGACUUUGAUAUUGGUGGUGUUUUAAUGUCGGAUGGGCAUCCCAUUACCUUUGAGAUUCGGAAGGUCAAAGAGACAGAGAGGCGAUACACGGUCCAACCGAAGGAGAUGACAUUCAUGGUGCAUUGCUUGUUCACAUGCGGUCACUACUCUGUUGUAGAUACUCUUAGUCGGAAGAGUGCAAGCGCAAGCAUCAGACAACCCGUGUUUCUUUUCAAGGAGCAGAUCGUUGAAGGCCUUGGCCAUGACCCCAUCGCCAAAAUCGUGGGAGAGUACAUUGAGAAAGGGAAGAAACGACGAUCUUGGAUGAAGGAUGGGCUCAUCAUUUCCAAGGAAAUGCGUGUGUUCAUGCCACGGUGGGCUAACUUGAGGAAGGAGAUCAAUAAGGAGUGCCAUGAUUCCAAGUGGGUUGGUCAUCCUAGCAUCGAGAGAACAAAAGCCGUCAUUGAAGAAGCAUACUAUUGGCCAAGGAUGAGAGACGACGUGGAGAUGUAUGUGAAAACUUGUCUUUUGUGCCAAUAAGAAAAUUUGGAGUAGAGAAAUCCGUCAGGCUUGCUAGAGCCUUUUCCCACACCUCAAUGACCGUGGGAUAGUGUAAGUAUGAACUUCAUCGUCGGACUUCCCAAAGUCGAUGGAUGUGGUUGCAUUGUGUUGUCAUGGAUGAUUUCGAAGUAUGGAGUCCCUUGGCCAAAGGAUAUGAUGGCUAAAGAUGUUAUUCGCCUAUUUUUCAAGAACGUGGUGAGGUAUUGGGGCUUACCAAACAACAUCGUGAGUGACAGAGACGGGCGCUUUGUGGGCCGGUUUUGGAGGGAUUUGUUCAAGAUCAUGGGUUCUUACUUGAUCCACUCAACUAGCUUUCCUCCGCAGAGUGAUGGGGGAAAACAAAGCGGGUGAAUGCUAUACUUGAGAAAUUAUGUGAGUGCUAACCAGUGAGAUUGGAUGAAGUUGAUGGAUACUGCUUAGUUUUCCUACAAUUUUCACAGUGGUGAUUCAACCAACACAAGCCCAUUCGAGUUGGCGAAGGGGCAACAUCCGUUUAUGCCUACCACGGUCCCAACACGAUAUAGAGGGAAGAGUCCAACAACUUGCAAAUUUUCCAAAGGUUGACACGAGAAGAUGGAGAUGGCCAAGGCUUAAUUAUCCUGAGUUAGUAAGAAGAUGAGGAAGUGGACUGACAAGAGGAUGCGACACUUGGGGUUCGAAGAGGGAGACACGGUGAUGGUGAAGUUCUACCCCCAUCGCUUCAAUCAUCUAAAAACCGUGCACAAGGGGCUGCUUCGCUGCUAGAAGGGCCAUUCUCAAUUCCGAAGAGGGUUGGCUAGGUGGCGUACAAGGUGGACGUGCCGCCGCAUUUGGAGAUCGAACAUGCCUUUCAUGUGAGCCAACUCAAGGCUUUCAAAGAGGACAUGGACGAUGAGCAGCGGAUGUAGUCCCACCAACACUCGUCACUAAGACACAUGAGCAUGAUGACAUGGCGCCAACAUGUUGACAACAUUGCGCUCUACUAUGCAGUCAAAAUCGCACUUUAAAACUUAAAAGCUUACAAUUUUACACUUCUAGGUUACCAAAACACUUUUGUUUCCAUAUAAAACCUUUAGUGUAUAAAAUUGGACUAAAUUGCGGUUUAAAGCUUAAAAACUUACGCUUUAUGCUUAUUGUUCACCAAAAUGCUUUACGCUUCUCGUUCACAAAAUAGGUAUUCAUUGCACCAACAAUAUGAUACAUUUGAGAUUCAAAGAUACAUACCAGGUACUUGGAUGCAUUCUCACUUUUAAUAGAGUAAUCUAAUUCUCCAGCCAGGCCCUUACCAAAUUGAUUAGCAUAGAGAGGAAGGUGACUUAUUGUUAAGAUCUAUGUUUACGAACUUAUUGUUAAGAUGCUAUGAGUUGCUCUACUCUAGACAUGAAUUGCAUGUAUUUAUUAACUUAUCUAAAUUCUGUUCACUCAUAUUUUACAUAGUAUAUGUCAUACUUAACAUAUUUUUAGCUAUUUUAUAGUGUGCGUAAAAAACUUACACUUUUGCGCUUUGAUUCUACGCUUUAUGAUUUUAUCCCAUUUUUUGCUUCUAGGUAAAAUCAUGUUUUUGACUGCAUUGCUUAUAUGAUUCUCCACCUUUAUGAGCUUUAUGGUGCACUUAUGAGCCACAUUAUGGGUGACAAUAUGAGAGUGCAUUAUGAGGGGACUUAAUAGGUCUAGUAAUGGGGAGAGACCAUUAUGAGGGAGCAUUGAUGCCUUGUAUGAGGAGGGCCUGUAGAAGGAGCAAGCUCCUUCACUUGUAACUCAUUUCAUCAUUUUUUUAAACUAAUACACCUAGAUAGUUAUCCCGCUUUCUUUGUCUUCUUUGUGAGUUAUACUACAACAAAAUCAAUGAGUUUAA
Linum trigynum is the source of this 2516-nucleotide messenger RNA. NCBI's taxonomy places the organism in Eukaryota, Viridiplantae, Streptophyta, Magnoliopsida, Malpighiales, Linaceae. The record is from the annotation of a GenBank genome assembly.